Messenger RNA from Helicoverpa armigera (cotton bollworm), 1387 nucleotides. RefSeq names its product vesicle-associated membrane protein 7. Gene Ontology annotation, biological process: exocytosis; vesicle fusion. Bases 462 to 1331 code for a protein of 289 amino acids. Lineage: Eukaryota; Metazoa; Arthropoda; Insecta; Lepidoptera; Noctuidae. The record is from RefSeq and is a predicted model, not a curated record. Gene Ontology annotation, cellular component: SNARE complex. The transcript is spliced from 4 exons. Gene Ontology annotation, molecular function: SNAP receptor activity; SNARE binding.
AUGAAAUUAGUCCGAAAUAAGUUUAAAAAAAUAUGAACAAAACAUCUCUUUACACCAAUAAACAAUUCUUUCAACCUUAAUUUGGCGAAAGAAAUGUUCAAACAUACAUAAAAGUCCGUUGUGGACGGGCUACACGCGGUCACCACGUCUUCCGCACACUUGUCGCGUCAUUUCACAUAUAUCAACUACAAGCGGCGACAUUUUUAGCGUGGAAGGCGCACAUUUAGCUACAUAAUGACACGCCAAUAAUUUUAGAUCGCGCGGUAUUUGUAUGAUACGGAGGCGUUUCGCGUCGGACUGUGGAGUUUAUGCCAGUAUUAUCAGUCGCGGUUUGCAAGCUUGUUGCGGUUAAUCUUACCGCUUUGUUUUACGAAAUAUUAAAUCCGAAUUUUAUAUGUGACUUAUGAACAGUGAAAUACGUUCUUUAUUUAACGUGUCUAUUAACAUUUAUAUCAGUAGAAAUGCCUAUAGUAUUCAGUGCAGUGAGUUAUGACAGGAACAUAGUUGCGAACUUUGCGUCCUGCGAUGGCAACUUUACGGAGAUAGCUGAGUGUGUGCUCUCUAAGUUGCCGCCUUGCAACAAUAAGAUGACAUACUCACAUGGAGUAUAUCUACUGCAUUACAUUGCUGAAGAUAAUUAUCUGUAUUUCUGCAUAACAGAUAAGCUAUGCCAGCGAUCCAGAGCAUUUCUGUUCCUCAACGAGAUACAACGAAGGUUCAUAACAAGCGAGCAAACCAAGGAAGACUUCACGACGGUAUUAGCCAACGAAAUGUAUCGAUACAGCGAAGAUUACAGCACUAUUGUCAUAAGAAAAGGGGAGUUGGAUGAACUUAAUAGUAUCGGCGUUGGAUGCAGUGAAAGUGUACUUGGAGAGAAGAUUUUAUACAUCAACAAUCCAGAUAUUAUCUCAUACAGCACUGUGACGCACGUGAGCGCUACUCCUGGACUUUUGUCGAUAUCAGGCGUAUGUCCGACUCCAGAAGGAAUUAGCGUUGCCAACUCGACUUCACAAAGAAUAUCUGUAAUCAAUCCUGACAUUUUGACAUCAGAAGAAGCAUCAGACACAACAAAAGAAGUCAGAACAAGUCUAACAACAGACAGAAUAUCAACUGCGCCUCUAAGUAAUGGAAAUACAUCUUCAUUAAGUCCCCUAACAGAAAAUGUACCAGUGAUCAGUCCCAGAUUAUACAUAGUAAUCAUAGGUAUGAUAAUGUUAGUUAUAGCUAUGUCUGUGUAUGCUUUAGGACCAAUAUCAUGUGUAGUUGUUACGGGUAUCGGAAUAUAUUCCUUGAUACGAUCUUAUGCUAAUUCUAAAGAUAAAUUGGAAUAGAUUGGAUUUGUAUGCGGAAAAAUAAAAUUGAUGAAACUACUGGGUGUAACAAAAGA